GAGCAGAGACAUGGCCAGGGCCUGGACUUCCCCUCCACUCUGCCCCCUCUGAGACGAGCCAAGUCCCUGGACCGCAGGACCACCGAGUCUGUCAUGACCGUUAGUACCAUUUCACUCUCCUCUCUUCUGUCGUUCAAUCUUACUAUGUGGCCUCUCAGGGUCUGCAGUCAGACAUACUCAAACACACACCAGGGAGAAAAUUGUUAUCAAUGAGCGUUGUUGUUUACGUAAGGCGUGUGUGUGUGUUCUUGUGUGUGUGGGCUAAGCUGAAGGAACUUUCUCUCCAGGUCCCGACAACACCACAAUAGUUCUGCUGUUCUCCUAAAGUUGCGGAGUUAAAGGUCAUCAGCAACGCCAGGACUUUAGCCCGGCUGAGUCGAGGGGUUGUGGGGUUGGUGGAGUAUACGGGUUGGGUAACAUUGUGUGUAUAAGGGUUGGGUAGCAGUGUUAAGAGUAUUUGGGUUGAGAAAGGGCCCAGCAGGCCUUAGCUAGUGUAAAUGUUAUGAUAACAUUAAACCACUAAACCGUUUAACCACAUGGUACUGGAGUUUUUGGCUAGGACAUCAUGUCGUUACAGCAGCUUUGGUUGGGAAAUGGUACUCCUGGCUUGGCUGUAGUAAUGAAUGAAUGAACCCAUAUUGGUACAUAGAGUGCCUUUGUUGGUGCAAUAAAAUAAGGGAUUGUUAUAGUUUCAUAAAGUUUAUUAUCUAUUAGUCUGCACCUCGUGAACUUUGACAAAUUCAUUAGGUAUUUUGGGGGGUCUUUUGGUUCCUACUCUUUUGGGCUGUUUUCGCGACCAGGGUUUUUAUGACUGGGAUGUUGGAUGAUUCUACUGUACAGUAGAGUACAGUCAAGGGCACUGUAAUGGGUGAUGUGGUUAGGACAUGCUGUUUCAGAGCUGGUUGGUUGGUGUCCUGGACGUCCUAAUGCAGUCCUCCAUGCUACAGGGGGCAGCGCAGUCCCCUCUCCAGUCCAGGUUAUCUUCUUGCUACUCCUGUGUUUGGCCAUGGCCCUCAGGCCUCUGUGUGUUGGCACCCAUUCUGCUGUGUGUAUGUUUGAGGAGUGUGUGUUUGUGAGAGAGAGGGAGAGUGUGUGUGCCACAAACCAGCACCGCUUCCCCAGGGCACUUUGUGUGUGUUUUCUUCCACUGUGUGAAACCACAACAGACAUUUUUUCAGAAGGCUCUGUGAUGCCUAAUGGAGUAGGUACAUAUUUCCCCUAACCACUGGUCCAGGGUCAGUUAUUAUUGUAUCCUCCUAAUGUUAAUGGUAGGAUUGGUGGUAAGGUAAUCUGAUCCUAGAUAUGUGAUCAGGGGAAACUUCUACCUCGAGCAGAGCCAGCAUGUGGAGGUUUUUUUUCUGCUCUUUCUCAGACAUCAAGUUUUUGUUUUGCAGGUUGACCAUAGUUAACUAAUGAAGGGUAUUUUUGAACCUUACAAAUGUUCAAGAUAGUCGUUACAGAUAUUCUAAAUUGUCUAAAUAUGUUACCGUCUAAGUAAUGUAGCGUGUUGGAAUUGCAAUGAUUCUGUCAGCUAUGUGCUCUAGUCGCUUAGUCAGGCUCAUGCAUACUUUUCUUUCAGCUGUGGGUGCCUGUAAGUAUGACCUGUUAAAGUUAUGGAGUCCUAUGUGGAACCGAGAUGUGGUUUUUAAAAGGCUGCAAGUUUAGUAUCUGUGGUUUCAGCAUCUCUUGGUUCGUCUUGCAUGAUCUUACUGUGUGGGUUCACUAGACUGCCUUUACUGGACCACAGGUUGAUUUAAUUGACAUUUUUAAAGAGUACAUUUUAUGUUAUGCUUUUAGGGAUGGUUUGUAAUAAUGCUAAGCGUCUUUGUUUAUCAUUCCAGCCUGACUUGCUGAACUUCAAGAAAGGUUGGAUGGUGAAGCUGGAUGAGCAAGGACAUGUAAGCAAUAAACAAAACAUACAAACAUCACCAAAACAACUGAUGUUGUUUUUCUAAUGUUUCUGGAAAAUGUAAACACUUGAAAAAAUAACAUUAGUUUGAUGCCAUGAGAUUUGAAAAUUGUACUUUUCUUUUUGGUGAGAUCAACAAAGUAGGCAGUCGGUUGAAGUUCAAACGGUUAUCUGAACGUUCACCUAAAGCAUUCUAGAAUGUCUGUAGCAUUCUAUGGCCUUUAGAGCCACGGGUCAGUCUUUGAUGGCACAGCUUCAAUGGGUGACAGUUGAAAGGGUUAUGUGGUGCUUCUCUUUUUACAGCAAGUCUAUUCUCUUUUACAGCUAUAUUUAUUGUGUAGACUGAUGCUCCAACGCUAUAUUACACAGUGAAAAUUAACAUAAAGCUUUCAUAGAAAUCAUUACUUUUCAGAGGGCUACCAACAUCACUUCAGUCUCCUCUGCUGUCAUAGUUUUUUUUCUGGUCUGUUGCAUACAGAAACCAAGCUCCUAAUGUCAUUACUCCAUUAUUUAUUAGUGUCUCAUAACUCUCACUGGCACUAAAUAGAUUAUUUAUUCUCAGUCUACAGCAGUAACAGAACAGUUUCUGUAUUUCCAGUGAACUCUGUGACCUGUGUUCCCUCUCUCCUUUCCUCUACAGUGGAAGAAGUAUUGGUUCGUACUGACAGACCACAGCCUCGGAUACUACAAGGACUCCAUUGCUGAAGAGGUGACUUAUUUCUCAAUCCAUCUAAACUCUUCAUUCGUUCUAGUUUAACUGUGAACAACUGUAGCAAUGGCAGUAGUUAUCUUUAAAGAAAUGGAAUACCUGUUUGCUAAUAUAGUAUUGGUUUCUUAUUGAUAUCUUCGUAAGUAUAAUCUCAACUCCAGCAACUGGCUGCUUGUAUGCUGAUAAUAAUCUAUUCUGUCUUCCUGACUUAGUUUUCAUCAUCUGUAAUGUUACUAAAUUGCAGGCUUCAGAUCUGGACGGGGAGAUAGACCUGUGUACGUGUUAUAACGUCACUGAAUACCAGGCUCAACGCAACUACGGCUUCCAGAUACAUGUAAGCCCCAAUCUCUCGCAUACAGUCUCAUAUUAUCUUUAUGUAAUAACGAUGAUUUGCAUUUAUGUAACCCUUUUUAUGUCAGCUCUUCAGUGUAUGGAUGUAACAUACCCCUUUACUAUCACCUAAUAGUGCAGCAGUUAAUGUACAGUUUGAAUCUAACACCCUAACUGUCUUCCUCAGACCCAGGAGGGCAUGCACACCCUGUCGGCCAUGACUGCAGGCAUACGGAGGAACUGGAUACAGGCUGUAAUGAAAAGCGUCAGACCCUCCACUGCUCCGGAUGUGGCAAGCGACCACAGCUCCUUCUCCCCGCUGGAGGGGCUGGUUCGGCCGGACAGGACCCAGGACUCCCUUUCCUCCGAAGCCUCGUCCAUGGAGCGAGAGCCAGGGCCAGGCCCCAAGAAGAGUCGGGCCCGUGAGCGCCGGCGAGAGGGCCGUUCCAAGACCUUCGACUGGGCCGAGUUCCGACCCAUCGCCCAGGUUCUGGCCCAGCAGCGGGCCCAGGAGGCCGAGCCCCUGCAGACUGACCUAGGUGACCCCGAUCGGAGCCGGAGGCGGGAAGAACGAAGGAGGAGGUAUGAGUCUGUGACUGGCUCCUCCGUGGACCAACCAGCAGGCUCCGAGGGUGGGAGGAUGGACUAUGAGAGUGGGGGAGGGAGUGAAGGCAGCCCUGGGGGUGAGUGUGGGGGUCCCCCCUCCCUGGAGAGGCAGCAGAAGGUGGAGGAGGAGAUCGAGCAGCACUGGCAGCAGGUGGAGCAGACACCAAUCAGGGAUGAGAGGAGGGUACCUCUGCCCUCGACACUGCAGACCAGGGAGACGGCCGAGCUGGAGAAACUGCUGGAGAGCUACAAGAAAGGAGUGAGUAUGGGUUUUGUGUAUGUGAGUGCGCGUGUGGUUCACUAGAACGAAGAUCAAUGCAAUGUAAAAGGUAAGGGGUUCUUGAUAGGUCAGUGCUCUCCUGUGUUUCCUCACAUUUUCACCUUGUCCAUUCUAUGGUGCCUCUCCCAGGUAGAAGAGCUGAAGGUGCAGUUGGAGAGCUGUCACCAGCAGCUGGUGGACUCCAACCAGCACAAACACAAUCUGGAGGUCCAGCUGAGGACGGCUCUGGAGAGAGAGCAGCACAGCCGCACCGGAUACAUCUCCCCGGUAAGCACCACAGCUCUAUCUUCUUCUCCUUCUUCUUCUCCUCUUCCUCAGAGCUGUUUUAUUCUCUAUAGUCGUGUUGAGUUCAUACCUGAGCUAAGAUUUCAUAAACUCAAGGUACAGAUUGAGCUGUCUCUUUCCAUUUCGUAACCUCCUUUGCAUGUUGUAUUUUUAUUGUGAGAAAACAUCAAACUGACUGACAUCAAAGCUACAAAACAGCUCCAGAAUGUGCCUUUGCAUGAGUCCGUUCAUUGCAUGUGAGGAGAAACAUGAAGAUCUUGUUUUUAUGACUCCUUUUUACAGCUUCUUCUGGUUCAUCACCUCUUGCUGUUGUUUUUUAGAUGUACGACAUAUGUCAUGAACUCAUGCUAGUGUAUUGAACAUGAUGCAUUCAAUUAAUGAUUAACAUUAGAUGGAUACGUUUCCUUAUCAACGUUCCUGUAAUGCUGUAAAUGGCAUGAAUGCAUUAGGCUACUUGACUUCAACAGUACAGCCAUAGUUGUUGAAAUGAUGACGUUUGGCUCAGAACUGUAUGAAAACCUUUUCGGCUUGUCUCAUUAUGAAUUUUUUGCAUGGAUGUCUUAUUUUCCAUAUUUUAUUCACCACUGUUCCAACCAUCCAUUCUUCUUUUAACCGAUGUGUGAGCCAUACCAUUAUGCAGGUGAUAGUUGUCUAUUGGAUUUUGCUUGCUUGUGUGUGUGUGUGUGUGUGUGUGUGUGUGUGUGUGUGUGUGUGUGUGUGUGUGUGUGUGUGUGUGUGUGUGUGUGUGUGUGUGUGUGUGUGUGUGUGUGUGUGUGUAAAAGAGGGAAAGAGAGAGCGCGGGAGAGGUGAGAAUCUGUCCGUAUGGAGGGUGUAUAGAUGCUUUUUGAAUUCCUCACCACAUAUUGUGUACAUCUGUUGAGUUUAUCAAAGACAGUUGGUUUUCUUGGAUAGCUUGUGUAACAAUGAAAAUUAGAUUCAGUUCAAAGGGGACUUUGGAGAAAUGUUUGAGUUGAUGGAUAUGAUGUUUAGAGAGGGAGAGAGGGAAUGUGAGUAAUUUAUGCUGACCUUCGCAUUUUUGCUAAAGCCUUCAAAACAGGUCAUUGACAUCCUCAUAAGAAAGGAAAAUAAUAAAUUUCCUGUUCAUGUUGUGGUUGUUUUUACUGAAACCAUACAUUGAACUCAGUUUUGACCUGCAUUGUUACAUUUGCAAUUACGCAAUGUGAUGCAAUUUGAUGAGUGCCUUUUGAGAAAUGUUUCUGUUUUUGUGAAAGACACGAAGAGUUCAGAAAAAGGAGAUUUCAAGAACGUUGUUUAUUCCUAGGACCUGGUAUGCAACUCAUCUCUAAGUAAACCACCUAGCUAGCACUAAUUUUGCAUUACUUACCCCAUUAAAUAACUCUUAACCAUUUAAUGUGCAUGCUAUUUUGUGAUUUACUAACUGUGGCCAUUAAAUCUCUCUUUCCAUUGCUCUAAUUCUAAUCAUUUAGCCUAAUGAUAGAAGCUGGAUUCUAUUUCUGUAAUGUUUUCAAUCAUUAUGUUUAGUUACGUAAUUUUGUAGUCAAAAUUAUAAUUAUGAUGAUUUCAUAAUGUUUAAUUGCUAUGAAUACAGGGGGAAAUAAUUGAUGGAUUACCUAAAACAAUUUAGUUAGCCUUUUUCACCCCUGCUGUGUGUGUUAACCAACUGUCUGGUCCCCUUUUCCAAGCUGGAGCUCCCUUUGGGUCUGGAGGCUGAUAUCGAGCCCCAGACGAAGAGGCCAGAACUGGUUAGUUCUCAAGCUCAGAGCUUAGCAAGGAAGUACCAGGAGACCAAAGAGCUCCUGCAGCUACAAGAACUGAAAAAGCGCAAUAUGCAGGCACAGCUUGGCCUCACACUUUCUCACCUCUCCAUCAAGGAACCUUACCUUUCUGACCCCCAAAAAACAGCCCCUCUGCACAGCCUGCCUCCCUCAGAGCCACUCGUCGAAAAGACCGUUAGCUUUUUGAUUGAAGAUAGUGCAGACAUUAUUCAAGAGCUAGAGGCCUUGAUCUCAGGAAAGCUCCUGACUCUAAAGGGACUGGAUAGAUUGCUACGGUCUCACAGUGAAUUCAGCCUGGAGGGUAAUCAGGAUAUAGGAGAACAGGGUAGCUGCCAGAGGCUCUUGGAGAGCUGGAAGUAUCAGCAGGAGGUAGAGAACGAGACUAUGAGGAAGAGCUUGGCCAGGGCGGGCGAAAGCAUCCACAAUUACGAAUCACGACUCCUGACCAUGGAAGACAUGCUAGGAAGGGUUCAGAAGCAGAAGGUGGAGAGUCUGAAGAGCUCUUACGGACCACUGUGUCAAAAUGAAGAGCACUCAGAAAGCCAGGAGAUCACGAUCAGGACUUUGUCCCAGAGGGUCGAACUUCUAACGAGCGAAAACGGAGCGCUGAACCAGCGCUAUCAGGAGAUAGUGAACCAACUAACUGAGGCAGAUAGGGAGAUAGACAGGCUUAAAGCUGAGCUAAUCAACCUGCAAGGUGGGAAACAGCACCUACUGGUCCUAGAGGAGCUGAACAGGGUCAGGGCCAGACUAGCGGAGUGCGAAGCCAACGCUAUUGACAGGGUGUUCUAUGAGAGCGAGCUGAAUGAGAAGUCUGUGAAGCUUCAUGAGGCGCUGGUCACCUUGGAGGUGCUAGGAAACAGCCUGAAGGACACAGAGAGAAGACUGCAGCUGAAAGAGGCCACUCUCAAAGGUCUGGGAUUCCAAAUAGCCAAAGAAGGUGACGAUGAGUCCCCUAAGGAGAAACUCAAAGAGCAGCUGGAGGCCACAGAGGCCAAGCUCUUAGAAAAGGAAGUGCUCUUUCAGUCCACACAGCAUCUCUGUAGAGAACUUCAAGCUCAGACGGUUGAACUUAAAACUAGAAACCAGGAAUCUGAGAGACUCCAGAGUCAGAAACUUGUAGAGGCAGAGAAUGAGAUUAGGAUGUUGCGAGCAAAGUUAGAGGUAGAGGCAGCUAGGGGAGAAAGAGAAGUGAAUGUUAGUGAAGAGUUGAUGCAGACAGGUGAGAGGCAGGUAGCAGACGAAAGUGUUAUAAAGCAAUUAGUAGGUGAGGUAAAGAUGAAGUCAGAGGCCCUUAGUCAAGUGUUAGAGGUGUUAGCGAAGGUAGAUGUUAGUGUGGACAAAACGCUAAUUGAUAUGAAAAGCACUUUACAUAUCACAGACUGCCUUGGGUCCUUUGAAGAGGAGACGGAUGAAGUAAGUCAGAGAGUAAUGAAAAGGUUGGUAUUAGAGGCAGAGUUCUGGAGUCGUCUGUUGAGUGCUGUAGAGGUUAGCACAGGCGAGACUGAAGGUGAAAGUGCAUGUCGUUUUGAAAGGCGUGUGGCAGAGCGUAUGGUAGCUGAGAAGAGCAUGUUGCUGUUAAUGAACAGGAUUUGUCCUCGACCAAAGAUGGAAGUUGAUAAUGAGAUGACUGUGACUGCACAGACCCUGGAAGCAUACCUUUUGAAUUGGUGCAGCUGGCUUGAUAACGACACAAACACUCUCAUUUUGAAAGAUUUAACAGAGGCAUUGCAAGAUAAAGUGUAUUUGUUGAACCUGAUUGCCUCCACCAUUGAGACGUCCACUAAUGACAAGCUCCUGUCCUUGGUCCUAGCUAGCUUUGAUUCCAGCAAACUAAAGAAAAAAUGGUCUGAGCACCUUGAAGACGCAGCCACAGAAGCCCACAUGUCCUAUCUCAUCAGCAGGCUGAAGUUCCAACACGAGAAAGAGCUGAAAGAAACAAUGGUUGAGAAACUUCCGAUUUGCAACUCCGACUGUGCCAACUGCUCUCUACUGAGAGAACUGAACCGAGAUCUACAAUCCAAAAUGGCGGAUCUACAGAAUGAUCUGUCAAGCCUUGAAAGCCCUAUGAGUGAAGAUACUAGACCAAUAACACACAUUCAGAUCGAAGGUGAGCCCAUUGACUCCCUGGACAAGGCCAUACAGCUACAAGACAUGGUGGCCAAGCACAAGCUGGAGCUGCGGGAGAUCAAGGACAUCUACGCACAGGAAACAGAGAAGCUGAGACAGGAGGUGGCAAAGGUGGCCGAGAUAUUGCAUCUAGAACGUGAAGAGAACGUGAAGGAGAUAGACUCUCUGACUGUCUGCAUGGAGAACCUGAAGAAGAAACACGAGAUGGAGAGGAGCAUCCUGCUAGAGAAGUUCCACCACCAAAUGGAUGUCACCCCAGGAGGAAGCUAUCUCACUGGGGCAGAGGAUGGGACGAUGUCCCCUGAGACAUCCACAACCUCCGCCCUCAAGGAGCGCAUCCAGGAGCUGGUGGCCCAGGUCUCAGCCAUGACGGAGGAGAUGAAGCGGAGGGAGCGCCAGGGCGACGCAGCUACCCUCCGGCUGAAAUACGACAAAGACCUGGAGAAUCUGAAGGUGGAAGCCAUUCCUUGUACUUGCUGUUCCUCCGUCCGUGAUGCCUUCUGUCUCCUUGUGGCACCCCCCACCCUCCCAACCCCCUCCUACCUGCCCUACCCCCCUUUCCUCUCUAACCCUGCUCUCCUCACUCUGCUUUAAUUUUCUUUGUAAACCAGUAUGCUCCAGUGUUGCAUGGUGACUAAUUCACUGUUCAGUGCAUGUGGUUGUUGACAACUAGUUGUGUGCUGAGGAACCCAUUUUGUUUGACAGGAAAAGUCUACAACUCCCAGACCUAGGGCAACUGGAACAUUGUUAAUGUGGGAGGCUAACCAGAACAUGUCCUACAGUCACAUGAAAGUCAGGCUGACAGAAUUUAGUCAUGUUAUAUAGUGUCUAUCAGCAUAUUUUCCCAUCCAAUGUGAAAUUGCACCGUAUCAUACCAGAAGGUAUAGUUGCUGACGAAAUGAGUUCCUCAGAAGCUACAGUUUGAUGUGCUUGAUUACAGAUUCCUUUCUUCAAUAGGUGUUGUAUAUUAGAAAUGUCAAAUACAAAUGGUUGAACCCCUUUUAAAGCUGUCUAACUAUUAAGUUAUUCUCAACAGACACAUGAUUUAGAUAAUCAGGUGGAUAUAUAGCUUUUUUUAUUGAGGAUGAAAUCAACUGCAUUCGAAGAUGCAUGGGGCUUACCUUUUUGUCUUUGAUGUUGUGAUGUUGCUUUAACUGACUAAACAUUAAACUUUUCCCCUCCUGACUUGCUGAUGAACAAUUAAUGAUAAUUGACAGGAUUUCAAAACAUUGCAGAAUAUUUUAAGCUUAGACGUAUUACUUUUUUGGAAAAGUAAUGCUUAAAAGGAAGAAAUGUAAAACAAUGAUCAUCUACCCAGAAUCUUGGGUACUGUAUGUAAACGUAUAGUUACCCAGAUGUUUUUAUAUGUCGUAGAUCCUAUUUUUGUGUAUUUUUUGACUACAGAGAAUUUCCUCCAUUGUCAUGGUCUCUCUACAUCACAUUAUGUUGUAGAUGUGUAUUAGAAUUACGCACGUAAUUUAUGAUCAGGCUCCAGCUGUAUAUGAAUGGUUUUAAAAGCUGUUGUUUUCUGCCUGUGUUUAUUAGUCUUGAAUAGAGACUGUUUCUAAGCAGAUGGCAUGGGUUGUUAACCUCAGGAAAGAGACAUGCAUGUAACUUCCAAAAUAAAGGAAACACUUAAGUAAAUGAGGGAUACAAUUACAUUUUACAUUUUAGUCAUUUAGCAGACGCUCUUAUCCAGAGCGACUUACAGUUAGUGAGUGCAUACAUUUUCAUACUUUUUCAUACAAUGUAUUUUGAAAGCAGGUGCUUCCACACAGGUGUGGUUCUUGAGUUAACUAAGCAUUUAUCAUCCCAUCAUGCUUCAGGGUCAUGUAUACAAAUGCCCAUUGCCCAUUAUUUUGGCUGCCAUGGCUAGAAGAAGAGAUCUCAGUGACUUUGAAAAAGGGUUCUCAGUAACCAGAUCUCAACCCAAUUUAAUCUUAUGGGAGAUUCUGGAGCGGUGCCUAAGACAGCGUUUUUCACCACCAUCAACAAAACUACAAAUGAUGGAAUUUCUCGUUAAAGAAUGGUGUCGCAUUCCUCCAAUAGAGUUCCAGACACUUGUAGAAUCUAUGCCAAUGCACAUUGAAGCUGUUCUGUUGGCUCGUGGUGGCCCAACGCCCUAUUAAGACACAUGUUGAGACUAUGUUGGUGUUUCCUUUAUUUUGGCAGUUGCCUGUAGGUCUUCUAGUCAUGUUUACGAUACAGUUGGGUGCACAGCUGACAUGAAAUGAAAGGCAUAUGCUACUCCAUGUAUUUUGUUGCUGCUGGUGAUAUAAUCUUUAUAUUGUUGUUGUGUAUAGGGACGGACUGGUGGUAGCUGUCCUCUGGCAGUAAUAACAUUGUAAUAACAUUUUAGCAGUGCUCUUCCUGGUCCUUGAUGGUCGCUGUGUGUGCAGGACAGGUUUCAUCCCUUGAACAACACAUUCCCUCAGUUAGACCCAGACUUUGUUUGCAAAUUUCUCAAUAGUGUAGUUGUAUACUAUACACCAGUCACCCCCCUAAACAGGAAAUGGGCCACACACACACACACUAAACAAAGGGCAGGUGUUGCUUGCUGUGAUGUCACAGCAGGAAUUGUCCCCAUAUAUCCAGCCAGGAAGUUGGCUCGCUCUCAGUCUCAAAGUUUGUUCCCGUCUGGGCCAGUUUCCCGAGCACUGGGGACUUAUCCCUGUGAAAACAGACUUUGGCUAGAGAGGGAGCGUAGGAUAGCACCGUUGACUGAGUACUCAGAUUAGCAGCGCUGAAUAGAGGACGGAAGUAGGUUUUGGGUCGAUCUGGUCAGAAGGCUAUUCAAAUCCCCUCUUGUGGAAACAUGCACUGUAAUUGCAAUAGCAUUGUGAAUGGCUCUUUCUAAAGCCGUGUUGAUCAGGAUUACCCCCUCCUCCCCUCCCCAACCUCCUUUCUCUAUAUCAGGGUUUCCCAAACUAGGUCCUGGGGCCUCCCCUGGGUGCACGUUUUGGUUUUUGCCCUAGCACUACACAACUGAUUCAAAUAUUCAACUCAUCAAGCUUUGAUUAUUUGAAUCAGCUUUGUAGUGCUAGGGCAAAAACCAAAAUGUGCACCCAGGUAGGGCUGGGCGAUAUGGUCUGUUUUAUGCUUAUUGCACAUUUAUAAAACACAGACUAAACAGCUAGUAUAACAAUCUUUAUUUGACUAAAAUGCUGCUAGCGAUACGUGGUAGUGUAAUGCGCAUGCGACAAACUGAGCAUUCAUUUUCCAGAAUGAAUGUUCAUUGGUACAUCCGUUUUAGUAGUGUCUGCUCUGUUCGAAAUUUGAGGAGUUGAAACAAACAAGAUAUGGUUCGAAAGGUAAACUUCUCCUCUAUUACAGUAAAAUAAUGUCUGUGUGUUUCAGUGUCCAUAUGACCGAUUCUGUUGGACCAAACCGCAAAUGCAAAUAGUGAGUUGAAACCGUUUGUCAGAGAGGAAGAAGUGAUCUCUCAUCUUUGUUGUUGUGAGUGGUAGGGGGAGGGGCUUGGGACAAAGAAGUGAAGCGAGAGGUUUCGCCAAAAUCUGUCCAAAAUAAGCCCAAUGCAUUUCUAUGUGCUUAUUUUGAACCUAAGCUUGUCACCUGCCUUCCCGCCUUUGGGACAACGACUCCCAUUGUUAGGGCGGAGACCAGGUGCACAGAAGGAGCGAACAAGACCAAAAAGACAACAUGAGAACAAGCGGACAUAAACGCUCAUAAAAACGAAAUUACCAAAAUCCUUGAUUCUGCGAUACAGGCACUUUAAAUAUCGCACAAAAACAUACAUUUGAAUUAAUCCGAUAUAUUGCCCAGCCCUACACCCGGGGGGGCCCCUGGACCGAGUUUGGGAAACCCUGGUCUAUACCACUGAAAGGCAAUCCACAGACAUGCUGGCCCUGCCACCUCACGAUGAAGACACGUCAGACUCCACUGUCUGUCCCCACAGAAUCAGCCUAUUAUCCAUUGCUCUAUUUGGUCUCAUCUUAACCUCCUAUAUUCCACCAAAGAUUUGUUCAAUGGAAGCAGAUUAUACGUUUUUCAUAUUAUAGACAUUUACAUUUUUUCAUUUUAGGAAUUUAGCAGACGCUCUUAUCCAGAGCGACUUACAGGAGCAAUUAGGGUUAAGUGCUCAGUACUCCUGAGUGGCGCAGUGGUCUAAGGCACUGCAUCGCAGUGCUAACUGUGCCACUAGAGAUCCUGGUUCGAAUCCAGGCUCUGUCGCCGCCGGCCGCGACCGGGAGACUCAUGGGCGGCGCACAAUUGGCCCAGCGUCGUCCAGGGUAUGGGUAGGAAUGGCCGGCAGGGAUGUAGCUCAGUUGAUAGAGCAUGGCGUUUGCAACGCCAGGGUUGUGGGUUCGAUUCCCAUGGGGGGCCAGUAUAAAAAAAAUAUGUAUUCACUAACUGUAAGUCGCUCUGGAUAAGAGCGACUGCUAAAUGACUAAAAUGUAAAAUGUAAAUGUAAGUGCCUUGCUCAAGGGCACAUCAACAUAUUUGGGCACAUCAACAUAUUUUUUACCUUUGUCGGCUCAGUGAUUCGAACCAGCAACCUUCCGGUUACUGGCCCAACGGUCUUAACUGCUAGGUUACCUGCCGCCCUAGACAGCUAACAAUAUCACACACUAGACAUGAACUCAAUUUGUAAUAGGUGUUUUAUGUGCAAGCGGCCCAGAGUUUACUUAGCUAAAAACCUGGCAUCGGUUGAAUACCUUUACUGUUGCAGGGAUAAUUAGGCUACAGAACACAGCCAUCUCAAUCACAUUGCGUUCUCGCUGCCUAUGCAUUCCUUUAACAUAUUGUGUAUUCUGUUCUUUUCUUAACCCUUUGUACCAUAGGCUUAUGUUGCUCAUGGCUAAACGUGCAGUAGCUAGCUUGGUGUUUGUCAUCAGUGAUCAGUGUCAGUGAAUGGUUGGUCAGCAGUGGUUGAUGCUAGGGCCAGGAGUUUUUCCUGAACUGGACAAGUUCUGGAUCAGAGUUGAUUGGCUUUAACUAGAUCCUGGGUUUGACUUGUCCAGGAAAACAUUUCAGGGCCCUCUAUACCAUAUAAAUAGGGUCCUGAGUUUUUCAUAGUCAUGUCACAUGGUCUGGCAGGAAAACCCUUGGCCCUAGCUUAUGGUUGCAUGUGGACUCACUUUGCCCACAUUACCUUCCAUUAAUAGGCCACCUGUGAGAGGGGCUUUGCUGCAAUGGAGGAUUCCCACCAGAAGGUGAUCGACGAGCUGCAGAGGAAACACCAGAGAGAGCUGGAGAACCUACACGAGGAAAAGGAGAGGCUGCUAGCCGAGGAGACUGCAGCUACCAUAGCCGGUCAGUAGUAAUUACCAUAGCAGCUAAUGAAAUCAGCAUUAACACCUUGGUAAUCAUAUAGGCCUAAUGUCCCUUGCUAGCAGUAGCAUCAGGUUAACAUGAAGUAUUUUGUUCACUUGUGUUCGCAAACCCAUAAUUGUGAGUUACCAUGGUUUUUUGGGCUCUGCUUUAUAAAACAGUGGAUUUGUAUUUCUAAAACACAGUUACCUAAUGUUUUGAGUUAGCAGAUGGUCCGGCUAUGCUAGAGCUCUCCCCCAAUAACAACGUUCUUUGUUUUUGUUUCCCCAGCGAUCGAGGCGAUGAAGAACGCCCACCGGUCGGAGCUGGAGAAGGAGCUGGACAAGGCCCGCAAGUCCAACAGCAACACGGAGAACGCAGACAUAGAGGAGAUAUGCAGGCAGCACGAGUAAGUUAGCAUAUCAUGUAGGGCUGGAAAUUGCCAGGGACCUCACAAUACUAUGUUAUCACGAUACUUUGGUGCCGAUACGAUAUGCAUUGCGAUUCUCACGAUUCUAUAUGUAUUGUGAUUCGAUUAUGUGAUUUUAUUGCAAUUCGAUGUAAAAGUGCUGAAAACUAAUUUGCUCCCUAUUUUAAAAGAAGAUGGAGAACAAGCUAUGAAGGAAAAAUACUGGAGUUUUGGUGCAGGUACAGCCAACUAGCGCAAAAAUAAUAUUGCAAUAUGUCAAAAUGAUACGAUAUAUCGUCAAAAAUUAUAUCCCAAUAUGAACUGUAACUGUAUCGAUUUUCUUCCCCCAUCACUAAUAUAAUGUCCCCUCAGUACGACAAGCACAUUACCAUCGCCAAGACCAUAUUAUUUUCAAGUUAUCAUAUCCCCUCAGUACCCCAAGCACAUUAUAUACAGUACACUAUGCAAAGAUACUCUCCAAGAUCAUACAAUCUUGAAAUCGCAAUAAGCAGGUCAAGUCUCAGGUCUUCAUUGAGAGUCAAGACUCAAAUUUCCAGUCCAGACUCUAUUCUUGAGUUAAUGUUUACAAUGUUUACUGUUUCUCUUCAGUCAAAACUACUGACUCAGGUCCCCAUCGCUCCCAAAUAACAACCUUACCCUUUGACAUACAGUCAUGUCCAAAAUUAUUGGCACCCUUGAUAAAGAUGAGCAAAAAAGACUGUAUAAAAUAAAUAAUAAAAAUACUGAGCUAUUAUUGUAUGCUCAAAAAUUUUGGGAAAUUAUAUUAUUUUAUACUAAUACAAUUUCUAAAAAAGAUAGGGGUCAAAAUUAUUGGCACCCCUGUUUUCAAUACCUUUCAAUACCUCACUUUGUGAGGGUAACAGCAUGAGCCUUUUUCUAAAAUGUUUUAUGAGAUUGGAGAACACAUUGGGAGGGAUUUUAGACCAUUCCUCCAUACAGAAUCUUUCCAGAUCCUUGAUAGCCUUCGUCUGCACUUAUGGACUGCCCUCUUCAAUUCAAACCACAGGGUUUUCAAUGGGGUUCAAGCGCAGAGACUGAGAUGGCCAUUGCAAAAUGUGGAUUUUGUGGUCAUUUAACCAUUUCUUUGUGGAUUUUGAUGUGUGCUUGGGGUUAUUGUCUUGCUGGAAUAUUCACUUGUGGCCAAGUUUCAGCCUUCUGGCAGAAGCAACCAGGUUUUUGGCUAAAAUGUCCUGGUACUGGGUAAGGUUCAUGAUGCCGUUGACCUUAACAAGGGCCCCAGGACCAGUGGAAGCAAAAUAGCCCAAUAAUAUCAAAGAUCCACCACCAUAUUUUACAGUAGGUAUGGGGUUAUUUUCUGCUUAUGCAUCCUUAUUUCGAGGCCAAACCCACCACUGGUGUGCAUGGCCAAAGAGCUCUAUUUUCAUGUCAUCUGACCAUAGCACCAGUUCUAAUCCAAGUGCCAAUGCUGUUUAGAAAACUCCAGGUGUUUACAUUUGUUGGAUGACAUGAAAAUAGAGCUCUUUGGCCACGCACACCAGUGGUGGAUUUGGAGUCGAAAUAAGGAUGCAUAAGCAUAAAAUUAACACAUUACAAGGUCAUUAUUUACAAAUGAUUUACAAGUAUGGCGAGCAAAAAAUAGUUAACUUGUGGUUGUGAAGAAACAAAAGCAGUGCAUUCUGUCAGAGGAAUUUAGAACUUUGAUCAAUGCUGUCACUGGCAGGUUACCAUGACAAUGGAAACAAUGACAGGGUCAAAGUAUAUAUUUUUCUCUUGUUCCCACCCCUUCCCAAUGCUGGCUACGCAAGGGAUGUACACGGAACAAAAAUAUAUAUGCAACAUGUAAAGUGUUGGUCCCAUGUUUCAUGAGCUGAAAUAAAAGAGCCCAUAAAUGUUCCAUAUGCACAAAAAGCUUAUUUCUCUCAAAUAUUGUGCGCAAAUUUAUUCACAUCCCUGUAAGUGAGCAUUUCUCCUUUGCCAAAAUAAUCCAUCCAUCUGACAGGUGUGGCAUAUCAAGAAGCUGAUUAAACAGCAUGAUCAUUACACAGGUGCACCUUGUACUGGGGACAAUAAAAGGCCACUCUAAAAUGUGCAGUUUUGUCACAUAACACAAUGCCACAGAUGUCUCAAGUUUUGAGGGAGCGUACAAUUGGCAUGCUGACUCUAGGAAUGUCUACCAGAGCUGUUGCCAGAGAAUCUAAUGUUCAUUUCUCUACCAUGUUGUUUUAGAUCAUUUGGCAGUACGUCCAACCGGCCUCACAACCGCAGACCAUGUGUAUGGCGUUGUGUGGGGGUGAGCGGUUUGGUGAUGUCAGUGUUGUGAACAGAGUGCCCCAUGGUGGCAGUGGGGUUAUGGUAUGGGCAGGCAUAAGCUAGGGACAACGAACACAAUUGCAUUUUAUCGAUGGCAAUUUGAAUGCACAGAGAUACCGUGACGAGAUCCUGAGGCCCAUUGUCGUGCCAUUCAUCCGCUGCCAUCACCUCAUGUUUCAGCAUGAUAAUGCACGGCCCCAUGUCGCAAGGAUCUGUACACAAUUCCUGAAAGCUGAAGAUGUCCCAGUUCUUUCAUGGCCUGCAUACUCACCAGACAUGUCACACAUUGAGCAUGUUUGGGAUGCUCUGGGUCGACGUGUACGACAGCGUGUUCCAGUUUCCGCCAAUAUCCAGCAACUUCGCACAGCCAUUGAAGAGUGGGACAACAUUCCAUAGACCACAAUCAACAGCCUGAUCAACUCUAUGCGAAGGAGAUGUGUCGGGCUGCAUGAGGCAAAUGGUGGUCACACCAGAUACUGACUGGUUUUCUGAUCCACAACCUUACUUUUUUUAAAGGUAUCUGUGACCAACAGAUGCAUAUCUGUAUUCCCAGUCAUGUGAAAUCCAUAGAUUAGGGCCUAAUCAAUUGGCUGAUUUCCUUAUAUGAACUGUAACUCAGUAAAAUCUUUGAAAUUGUUGCAUGUUGUGUUUAUAUUUUUGUUCAGAUAGAUCAUAUAUAUCUUAUAUACUAUAUAUCAUGAUGAUAUAUCAUAAUAUACUAUAUCAUUGAGCUAUUAUCAUUAUAUACUGAUAAUCAGUAAUUUUGAUAAUUUUCAUAUAUGUUUAUAUUUAUAUUUCAUAUAUAUUAUAUAUAUAUAUAUUAUAUAUAUAUAUAUAUUAUCUCUAUAUAUAUUAUAUUAUAUGUCUAUUAUAUUAUUUAUGUAUAUGGGGUAUACCGGCAAGAAAGUGGUAAAAAUGGCACUGCAAAAAUUACUGCUUAGCUCCUCAAAAGUUAAAUCAGCUGAUCAAUCAUUUCAAUUGGCCUGAGUUCCAAAGAGUCUCUGAGCCUAUACAGAUUGAAGAGAGUUGUAGCAGAGGCACUGCAACGAGAUUACAAUUUACAUAAUAUGUACAUAAACUUUCAAUUUACAUUAGCAAAGGAAUGUCAUGUGCCGAGAGAGGGUUCGGGGGCUGCAGUUCAAAUUUACCGUAAAUAUCCCAGUAUAGCCACUAGUCAGUACGCAUGCUUUUAACAAACUAUUCAACUAUGCAAGCAACUUUUCAUCUUAACCAUAUUACUCCCUUGAAUAAUGCAAUCACACCACAUGAUACUCUUGAAUAAUGCAACAAUUAACAAGGGUUUAUUUUGUUGUCCGUACACUCAUUACAUUUUAGCUUCAAGACAAAAGCACAGUUACUGCUAGCUAGGUAAAGCUAACAACAUCAUCAAGUAAUGUUAGCCCAUCAAAAAUGAACGAUUACCCCUCUAACACGGAUGUAAAAGUACAGUAGGCCUACCUUACACCUUUAGAAUAAAUCAGGCUUCAUUUCUAUCAACAUCAUGCAAAUCAUUACAUGUGGUAAAAGCAAAUUGUGACUGAAAACGUGGGUAAUUCACUGGGGAGUUUAGAUCAGCUGUUUUACGUGGCUCAGUGCAGCCAACCAAGCACCAUUGACAGUUUUCUUCUUUUUUUUACUGCAAUUUCAGGUAAAAACUCAAUAAAACAAGUCUCAAAUAUAAGGAAACCGUCUAUACAUUUCAGCUGUUUCAAAAACAUUGAUCUGCUAUUACGAUUUUUACUGUAGGAGUGUUAGGCUCAACGAGACAAUUCUGUUUAUACUGCCCUGCUUGGAGGGGGGAAACUGACGGGCGAGUGUCGUGCGCUACAUCCGGAGGUAGCGGUCGAGACAUGAGAAAUUUGCAGCUUUACAUUACAGUAAUAAGUCUAUUCUCUGGAUUUCUUUCGAUACCUCUCGACAAUCUCCUAUUUUCUUCAAUGAAAAUAGGCUCUGUUCAUUAUGAAGAGGUCUCUGAGUUUAUACGGCUUGGGCUGAUAAUUAGUUGUGAUGACAUGUGUGAAGGUAUUUCUCCUCACCUGCCCAAUCUGCAGAGUGCAUGAUAUCAUAUGACACACACUUCACCUCAGUCACAGGUGUAACUGCAGAUGCCCUAUCAUUGCAUAUUAUGAACAUUUUUCAUUCCUGUCAGUUUGAACAGCAAAACAGAGUUGGGGGAAUGUUGUCCAUCAUCCGUCAAAAUGGGGAUAUUCAAGAUAAAUAACUUCAUUUUGUAGUGCCGUCUUUUUCAUUCAAGUUCAAACCCAACCCAGAGCCAUGACAAUUAAAGGUUGGGCAAAGCCAGUAUGUGACUGUGACUGGCUGUGCCUUGCCAACUGUAACCAGGGCAACCUGGAACUGCGGUGGCGGCGAGUGAUCUUGCCAAGGCUGGAAUUACAGACAGAAACAGUUCCAGUUCUGUCACGCGUUUCAUCAGUCUGUCUGGUGUUUAUUAAGGAACUGAUUAGGAGCAGUCUGGCUUGGUCUGUCUAGACUCUAGAUACACUGAAGCUACACUCCAGUGUCUGGCCAGAACUAAACACCCUACAAAAUGAAAUAGUUUUCUAUGCUCUGUGCUACUAUUUCCUUUGGUCAGCUAUUAUGAGGGAAACGAGAGCUCUGCAUGGUCUUUGGUUGAAUUUCCUGAGUGUUACAAAUAAAAAGGUAUGGUAUUGAUUGGCUGAGUGUUUUGCCUUGUAUUGUCUGACUUACCGAGUGUUUUCCUGUGUUCCCUCUCGCUCUCUUUCCCUCUCUCUUGCUCUCUGUCUCUCUCUCUCUCUCCACCUCUCUGUGUUGCAGAGAGGAGCUGUGUUCGUUCCAAAGGGAGAUCGAGGUGCUGUCGGAACAGUAUUCUCAGAAGUGCCUGGAGAACGCCCACCUGGCCCAAGCCCUGGAGGCUGAGAGACAGGCCCUAAGACAGUGUCAGAGGGAGAACCAGGAGCUCAACGCACACAACCAGGUGCACACACACACACACCCAGGCACACACACACACACUGAUAAUAGACCUCACACUUACCAUGACACCUAAUGUGCCUUGUGUCUGUAGGAGCUGAACAACCGUCUAGCCGCAGAGAUCACUAAGAUGCGCUCUAUGGCGACUGAAGACGGGAGUGGAGACACCUGCAAUGUCACACAUGGGAAGGAACUGUACGAGCUAGAGGUAAGCUCCUCUCGAGGUGAACCCAAGAUUGGACUUGAUUUGAAAUUAGCUGAAAUCUUCCUGUUUGUUGAAAGGGUACAUUGCUUUAUGCACAGCUGAAAUUUCCUUGCCAGGUGAUGUUGAGGGUGAAGGAGUCGGAGGUCCAGUAUCUGAAACAGGAGAUCAACUCUCUGAAGGAUGAACUCCAGGCCGCCCAAAGAGUAAGUCCCAAGACCCAAGUUACCUACAACUGCUUUUUAUAGUUUUUCAAUGUAUUUUAUACUAUUUUCUAAUUUUUUUAUGCUGCGGUUGUAUUCCUCACCCAACCAUCCUAAACAAUGUAUCCUUUGUCCCUCCAGGAUAAGAAGUAUGCAACGGACAAGUACAAGGACAUCUACACAGAGCUGAGCAUCGUGAAGGCCAAAGCAGAGAGAGACCUGGGGAGGCUCAGAGAGCAGCUGCAGCUGGCCCACGAGGCACUGGGGGAACCCUCACUGGAGGAGGUGGAGAGAGCAGGAGGAUACGGUAGGAAUAUUGAACACUUUCUAUCCUUCUACUCCAUUUGUGUGCUACAAAUGGCACCCUAUUCCCUACAUAGUGCACUACUUUACAUAGUGCGCUACUUUUGACCAGAGCCCUAUGUAGGGAAUAGGGUACCAUUUUGGACGCAUCCCUUUUCCCUGAACACUGACCAUUUUCCUCCUUACACAGCUAGCACUAUUACCUCUGAGCGCUCAACCUUUUGAUUGGUUGGUUAUUGUUUUGGUCAUGACCAAUGUGCCACAAUGCCUCAAUAUUUGAAUGUGGUCUCUGAAUUUACAUAAGAAAUUAUCUAAGAUGUCUCAAUGUCAAAUAUAGUCCAGACUGUCUCCAACCUGCAACCCACUGACCCUUUCAACAAGCAGCCAGAUAAGUCUAUUUAUUACAGUAGUUUCUAUAGUAUACAGUCCAGAAGCUGCACUAGCCCCUUUUUCCAAACGACUUGUCGUUAAAGAAGCUGUCUGUUAUCUCUCCUCAGAUAUCAUGAAGUCCAAAAGCAACCCUGACAUUCUCAAGAUGGCGGCUGCUGCCGCAAAACGCUCAGAGCGCACCAUGAGGUCAAAGGUACGUCUUCUAAACACCUGAGUAAGACAUCUUAAUGUGAUUUACCCAGUAGAGGAGAAGUCUCCAGGAGCUAAGGUUAUGUAUGGAAACCGUUCAAUAGGAACCAAGUGCCAUUGAGCUGUGACACACUGCCACCCUCAGGUUAACUACUGCAUUACACUGCAACUUUUUACUUCCCCAGCAGGUGAAUGUACUGUAUUGGGUGGGUUAUUGGCCCUAUGAGCGUUCAGCAGUUUUGUUAUAUUACUCUUAAAACCUUGAAACAAUCCCUUUGUACAUCUAUUUCAUUGUGGGUUAUAAUGGUUCUGUCAGAUGUAGAAAGAAGUGUACCAACACGUGUGUCAGGAAACCUGGUAAGUGUGGUGCGGUGUGUUUCACCUCUUACUCUCACAUGCCGGUGUGUUUCCCCCUUCUGUCCUCAGUCUGUGGCCCGUGACAUGCCCUGGGACAGCUAGGGCUGCCUGAGGACCUAUAGGCCUACCCUUCUCCUUUAGGUAAUUUACCCAACCAGACUACAACGAAUAGGAUGCCAAAAUCACAUAUCGAUAGUGGGUUUGAAUGGGAGCACCUUUUUUAUUUGCCGCCAUUGGGACCUUACAGAGAAAUAUCACUUUUACCAGGGAGAGAAAUGAGUGCACGACUCUGUAUGGAUCAUUGAUGAUACUCCUCUGUUUGCAUCAAUCUGCUUCCUCAUCAAUGAUUCAGUCCUGUCCACAUUAAAGUCACAGUUAAACCUGGCCAAGGUCAUUAAGUCAUUUUUUUGUCUCUCUGUUUCUCUCUCUCUCUCCAGAGUCUUAAGGAAGGGCUGACAGCCGAGCAGCGACUCCAUCUGUUUGACAAAGACACUAAGGAGUUCUGA
This is a messenger RNA of Coregonus sp. 'balchen', 21080 nucleotides long. Lineage: Eukaryota; Metazoa; Chordata; Actinopteri; Salmoniformes; Salmonidae. The record is from the annotation of a GenBank genome assembly.